AUGCACACCUUCAGCUUCCUGUGCGCCUUUGGCCUCUUGGCUUCUCUUCAGGUGACCCGGGCAUUUUUCUUUCAUUCUUCUUCUUCGGAGGAGGAAGAAACUGUCCAGGUGGUAGCCUCAGACAGCACUGAGAUCGUGAACAAGCACAAUGACCUGAGGAGAAGUGUUCAGCCCACUGCCAGCAACAUGCUGAAAAUGAGCUGGAGCUACCAGGCUGCAGCCAACGCUCAGAAAUGGGCCAACAGCUGCUCCAUGAAACACAGCCAUAAAAGCGCCAGGACGAUCAGCACUAGUGGCUGUGGAGAGAACCUGUACAUGUCCAGCAGCAAGAACUCGUGGAGUGACGCCAUCCAGGCCUGGUACGACGAGGUGAAGGACUAUCAAUACGGAGUGGGAGCAAUCAACUCAGGAAUGAUCGGGCACUACACACAGGUUGUGUGGUACAGGUCCAACUUGAUCGGCUGCGCAAUGGCCCACUGCCCCAACUCUCAAUACAAGUACUUCUAUGUGUGCCAGUACUGCCCACCGGGGAACUCUCAGUUCACUCACCCCUACAAAGCAGGACCCUCCUGCGGUGACUGCCCCAACGCCUGCGACAACAAACUGUGCACCAACCCCUGUCCCCACAUCGAUCAGUACAGUAACUGCCCGGACCUGAAGAAGCAGCACGGUUGCACCAACCCGGACGUGGCCACUUGGUGUCCCGCCUCCUGCAAGUGCAGCUCUCAAUUCAUUUAAAUGCCACAUGUACCCCCCCCCCCCCCCACACACACACACCGUGGGUUUCGACUCAUCGGUCAGUUUC
Messenger RNA from Platichthys flesus (European flounder), 805 nucleotides. RefSeq names its product serotriflin-like. The record is from RefSeq and is a predicted model, not a curated record. Bases 1 to 738 code for a protein of 245 amino acids. Gene Ontology annotation, cellular component: extracellular region. The transcript has 8 exons. NCBI's taxonomy places the organism in Eukaryota, Metazoa, Chordata, Actinopteri, Pleuronectiformes, Pleuronectidae.